Messenger RNA from Quercus robur (English oak), 2201 nucleotides. RefSeq lists its product as uncharacterized. Gene Ontology annotation, molecular function: oxidoreductase activity, acting on paired donors, with incorporation or reduction of molecular oxygen, NAD(P)H as one donor, and incorporation of one atom of oxygen; FAD binding; 2-octaprenyl-6-methoxyphenol hydroxylase activity. Lineage: Eukaryota; Viridiplantae; Streptophyta; Magnoliopsida; Fagales; Fagaceae. The record is from RefSeq and is a predicted model, not a curated record. Bases 520 to 2055 code for a protein of 511 amino acids. Gene Ontology annotation, biological process: carotene biosynthetic process; xanthophyll biosynthetic process; ubiquinone biosynthetic process. Gene Ontology annotation, cellular component: mitochondrion. The transcript is spliced from 12 exons.
UUAGAACCUCUUGCCUUGCCUUCAAUGUGCAGCUGCCCCUGCCAAGGUUGGCUUCAACUCAGUCCAAGACUUAUAACUUUUGAGCCCUGACCCUCUCUCUUUCUCUCUCACACAACAACCAACCAUUUCAGUCCAACAAUGAACGGACGCGUGACUUGAGUUUUUGAGUGUUGAGUAGACUCAUCAAAGGUUCAAGGAAAAGGAGGCAGGUGUUCUCUACUUUUCUCUCUUUUAGAACCACCUAUCUUGCCUUCAACGUGCAGCCUCUCCUGCCAAGGUUGGACUUCAACUCGGUCCAAGACUUUUGAUUUUUGAACCCUUACUCUCUUUCUCUCACACAGCAACCAACCAUUUCAGUCCAACAAUGAAUGGAUGCGUGACUUGAGUUUUGAGUGUUGAGUGGACUCACCGAAUGUUUAAGGAAAAGGAGGCAGAUGUUCUCUACUUUUCUCUCUCUUUUGAGUCCUGACUCUCUCUCUCUCUCUCUCUCACACAACAACCAGUCAUUUUAGUCCUACAAUGAAUGGGGUAAUUGCAAGAAAGCUCUAUGUGAAUGUCUCUAGGUUAAAAGUUCGGAACAAGCCUUUCUGCACUGAUGCAGCUACAAGAGUAUCUGGUUCUAAUUGUGGCCAACCUAGCCCUGAGCACAAGGAGACACAUGAUCUCUCUAAUAACAUUCAGCAUUAUGAUAUUGCUAUUGUUGGAGGAGGCAUGGUCGGCAUGGCUCUAGCUUGUUCCUUGGCAAGCAUGCCAUUGACAAAGCACCUGAAUGUUGCCAUCAUUGAUAGCAAUCCUGCAUUGGGGAGUAGACCCUACCUCAACAAAGAAGACCCCCCUGAUUCAAGGGUCAGUACAGUGACACCUGCUACUAUAUCUUUUUUCAAAGAUGUUGGUGCUUGGCAAUACGUUGAACAUCAUCGACAUGCAUAUUUUGAUAAAAUGCAGGUCUGGGAUUAUACUGGCUUAGGAUACACAAGAUACAAUGCACAGGAUAUAAAUAAAGAAGUUCUAGGGUGUGUAGUCGAGAAUAAGGUUCUUCAUGGUUCCCUGCUGUCAUGUAUAGAGAAUACAGAUUUCCAGAAGACAAUCUAUCUUUCCAAGUUAUCUUCAAUGACUCUACCUCCGAGCCCUUCAUCCUUGGGGAUGGACAGCACAUCAUCAAGGCUGCCAUUGUCUUCUCAGAGGCAUUUAGCAAAGCUGGAACUGAGUGAUGGCAAUAGUCUAUAUACAAAGUUGGUGGUUGGAGCGGAUGGUGGCAAGUCCCGUGUCAGGGAGUUAGCAGGAUUCAAGACAACCGGAUGGAACUACUCACAGAAUGCAAUCAUAUGUACAGUGGAACAUACUGUUGAAAACGGAUGUGCAUGGCAACGGUUUCUACCUGCUGGUCCAAUUGCACUUUUGCCAAUGGGUGAUAAUUUUAGCAAUAUUGUGUGGACUAUGAACCCAAAAGAGUCAACAAACCGUAAAUUAAUGAAUGAGGAUGAAUUUGUGAAAGAUGUAAAUAAUGCUCUGGAUUAUGGAUAUGGUCCUCAUCCUACGUCAAGCUUGUUUGGAAGCGGAGAAAUGUUUUCUUGGCCUAGAGCAGGUGUGACAUUAUCAGCUAAUGAUUGUUUUGAAGUUCCACCAAAAGUGGUUAAGUUGGCAUCUGAAAGAAUGGUGUUUCCGUUGUCCUUAAGGCAUGCCAGUGACUAUGUGUCAAAGCAUGUUGUUCUGAUUGGAGAUGCUGCACACACUGUUCAUCCUCUGGCUGGUCAAGGAGUUAAUAUGGGUUUUGGAGAUGCAUUUGCCCUUUCUAGGGUCAUUGCUGAGGGUAUAGCUGUAGGCUCUGACAUUGGAGAGGUAACAGUGUUAAAGAAAUAUGAAGCCGAGAGAAAACCAGCAAAUAUUAUGAUGAUGGGGAUCCUGGAUGGUUUUCAGAAGGCAUACUCUGUCGAUUUUGGACCCCUAAAUAUACUACGAGCUGCAGCAUUGCAUGGAGCGCACUUCAUAUCACCUCUUAAAAGAAGUAUUAUUUCUUAUGCAUCAGGGGAACAGAAACUGCCACUAUUCACAUGAGAAACACUCUAAAUUAUUCUUACCAGAGGAUAUAAAUGGACUGGAUUUUUGCACCUCAUGUAGCAAUGAAUAAUUUUUUUUAUUUCAUCAGUCUUGUACAGGAACGAAUUUUUUAAUAUCAUCAAAUGUUGAAUUUCCUGUUUCAA